UGAAGAAUGGGACAUUGAGCGAAUACGUUUCAAAUCCAGAUAGCCCACACCCCAUUGGGGACAAGCUUCGCCUCCUAUACGAGGUCGCCUCGGGCAUGGCAUAUCUCCACGGCAACAACAUUGUUUACGGGGACGUCAAACCAGUAAACGUCUUGCUGGAUGGAGAUAAUCGGGCACUCAUCACUGACAUUGGCUUGUCUCGCAUUAAGCACUCCCCAGUGUCUUGGAAUAGGGUAACGGACCAGCUGGCAGGUGGAACACUGGACUAUAUGGCCCCAGAGAUAUUCGACGAAGAAGAACCUAGUGGUGCCUCCAAAAAGACCGACGCCUACGCCUUUGGCAUCAUGUUCUAUGAAGUGCUCGGCGAUUGCAAGCCAGUGUGGACAACCAAAGACGGCCAACGCAUGAGAACGCGAGCAAUCGAGUCCUAUAUAACGAGGGGCAGAAGACCUGAGCGGUUUGAUGGCAUUCCUGACGACAUUUGGUCUCUGAUCGAGCGCUGCUGGCACCAAGAUCCAGCACAGCGAUCAACAUUCGAUGAGAUCGUCCAGUUCCUGGCGCCUUACAAAGGCCUCGCCAACACCAGGGUUCCAACCCCCAUGCCAAUACUGUCUUCCGAGAAUGACCAAGCGUCGCUGAAGACGGACUCGGACCAAGACGAUCCUCCAAACGACGAAUCGCCCCUCUUUGCCAUCGCUGCCAUCAAGGGUGUCCCCAAGCACACUCUCAACAGAGCCAAGCAAGGGGAUGCUGUGGCCACUCUUGCGGUAGCCAACAUCAUCACCGACAAGGAUAUCCCCGACACACAUCUCGAGUGGCGAGUCGCCAUCCAGCUGUAUCUCACUCUCGCCGAAGCCUCCAACGUUGAGGCACACUUUCACUUGGGCUGGAUCAGCUUCCUUGGCCUCGGUGUCCCCAAGAGUGAUGUCGAUGCCGUCCGGUAUUGGCAGUUUGUUAACAGCGCGAUCAAGGACGAUCGCUCCGUUCUCAGAAGGCUCUCGGGUGCGCUGCUCAAGUGGUGCGUUGGCCUGCGCCGCGGAGCUACCGAGCCGGCUGAAAACUGGAACCAGCUUCCAUGGAGCGGCCCAGGAGACUCGCCACUCCACCACAAGUUUUACCGUUGGUGUGUCCUCGGUGCCGAGCGGGAUUGGCUCUGCCGAAUCCUCCUUGCCGAGUGCUGUCGCUGGGGCACCGGCACUCAGACGAACGAGCGUGUCAUGGCCGGCAUUUACGAGCAGCUCAACAGCGACGGCUACAUCGUGAACGACAUAUUCUUCGGUCUGCCUGAAGCGCCAGGACCCAUCCCCGACUCGAACGCCAUGGAAGGAGGGGACCACGACUCUGACAAGCGACAGACAUGGCGCAUUCCUGCAAAUGCCGUCACCAACUGGUCCCGCGAGCCCAUCGCCGAGGGUGGCUUUGGAAAAGUGUAUUCGGCAUCGUACUAUGGGCGCGAGGUAGCUGUCAAGCAGUUACUGUGCGAUGCAAGUGCGAUGGAGCGCCGAUAUCUGCACCAGGAGAUCGAAGUCUGGCACAAUCUCAAGCACGACAACAUCCUGCCGCUCCUCGGCGCCUGCGACACCGUCACCAAGCCUUUCAUGGUCUCGCCAUUCAUGAAGAACGGUACAGUGCAACGCUUUGUGGCCAGAGCGGAGAGCCCUGUUCCGCUCAAAGAAAAGCUCAGGAUCGUGCGACAAGUUGCCUCUGGCAUGAGCUAUCUCCAUGGCAAGAACAUUGUCCACGGCGACCUCAAGCCAGCCAACGUCCUGCUGGACUCGGACUAUCGCGCGGUGAUCUCGGACUUUGGCAUGUCCUAUGUCAAGCACGCAUCAAGCUCGAGCAAAAGAAUUGGCGACGCCAAGAACGCAGGAGGUACACUCCACUACAUGGCCCCCGAGAUGAUUGACGAAAAUGAUCCCCAUGGGUCCUCCAAGGAAACCGACGUCUAUGCCUUUGGUCUGCUGCUCUGCGAGGUGUUCAACGACGGACGCCUAUGGAUGACCGGCGAUGGAAAACAGCGCAUGCGUGAUGAAAUCGUUCGACUCCACAUUCAAAACGGCCGGAGACCCAGGAAUCUGUGCAACAUCCCGGGCGAGCUCUGGGAGCUGAUCAAAGAGUGCUGGCAUCAGGCACCCAGCCAGAGACCCAAGUUUGACGGCAUUUUGGAUAAACUCGAGUCACUCGAUCUACCAGAAGUCCCUGCCGAUAUCUCACCGGCACUGCAGAGUGCUUCGGCAUCCAGCGGACCCUCAGCCGACAGAACGUUGGCGGAUGGACGCAGCAAUGUCCCUUUGGAGGAGUUCAUCCACAGCGGAUCUGUGUCUGGGUUCUUCAUCGCGCUGCUGAAGGAGCACGAUCCCAAAGCGCUGCAGGACUCCAUCGACACCCUCAGUCAAAGCUCCAAGCCCGAUUCGGAGUGGAAGAAGGCGGUCGACCUCCACAGAAUGCUGGCAAGCACCGCCGAUCUGGUUGCAUACUUUGACCGAGGCUGGAUCCACUGCAUCGGUCUUGGCGACCAACAGGACGACGUGUCUGCCUUUCUCCAUUGGCAGCAAGUGUUUGUUCAGAUCUACGACCACCAUUCGAUCCUCAAGUCUCUUGCUGGGAUACUCCUGAAGUGGUGCUGGGCCACCGGGCGAGGAACACGACAAAGCUGGAAGAUGUGGAUUGAGAUGCCAUCAAAGUGUCCCGGCAACUCGCCCUUCCAUAUCAGGUUCUACAACUGGAGCGAGAAAGGAGCCGAGAGCGACUGGUUUUGCAAGUUGGUUUUGGCGCUCUGUCACCUGCACGCCAUUGGCACCAAGGAGAACGAGAAGCAGGCCAUCGCUCUGUUGGAGGAGCUGGCCAACCAAGGCCACUCUGUGGCUCAAGUCAUUCUUGGAGAGCGCUACCAGCUCCAAGGUGGUCCCAACGUCCAUACCGCCGUCGCUUGGUUCAGAAAGGCUGCUGAGCAAGGCAACGCCUGGGGAGCCUGGAAUCUGGGUGUUUGCUAUCGAUUCGGUUGGGAUGUCGACAAGAACAUCGACACUGCCGUCAUGUGGCUCCGCGAAUCGGACACACGCGGCUUCCCUGCUGCCGAAAACACACUCUCGGAAAUCGAGGCCCUUGGAGAGUAAGCCGUUCGAGAGUACUGGGCCUGGCUUACCCUGUGAUGGGACCCAGAGCUGUGUGGCAGGGAAAUGCGGAUA
Messenger RNA from Polychytrium aggregatum, 3188 nucleotides. RefSeq names its product kinase-like domain-containing protein. The record is from RefSeq and is a predicted model, not a curated record. The coding region runs from base 96 to 3116 and encodes 1006 amino acids. Lineage: Eukaryota; Fungi; Chytridiomycota; Chytridiomycetes; Polychytriales. Gene Ontology annotation, biological process: protein phosphorylation. The transcript has a single exon. Gene Ontology annotation, molecular function: protein kinase activity; ATP binding; protein binding.